Messenger RNA from Hippocampus zosterae (dwarf seahorse), 1564 nucleotides. RefSeq names its product acidic leucine-rich nuclear phosphoprotein 32 family member A-like. Gene Ontology annotation, biological process: regulation of apoptotic process. Bases 109 to 885 code for a protein of 258 amino acids. Lineage: Eukaryota; Metazoa; Chordata; Actinopteri; Syngnathiformes; Syngnathidae. The transcript has 7 exons. Gene Ontology annotation, cellular component: nucleus. The record is from RefSeq and is a predicted model, not a curated record. Gene Ontology annotation, molecular function: histone binding.
CCCCAAAAAAAACCUUCGCACUCAUCCGGUGUGUUUUGCACCAGAGAGGAUCGUGGACAAACAAGUUGGUCGAACCCGAGACCCGAACUGAAUCCAAAACCGGAAGAAAUGGACUUAAACCAAAAGCUAUCGUUGGAGCUGCAGCAACGGUCACCGAAAGAUGUCCAGGAGUUAGUUCUGGACAACUGUCGUGCCGUUGACGGGAGAAUUGAAGGCAUCACAGAAGAGUUUUGCAAUCUGGAGACGCUGAGCCUCAUCAAUGUGCGCCUGACCACUUUAGAAGAUAUUCCAAAACUGGACAAACUGAAAAAGUUGGAGCUAAGCGACAACAGAAUAUCGGGGGGUCUGGAGGUUCUGGCUGAGCGACUCAAGAGCCUGAAGCAUCUUCACCUCAGUGGCAACAAGUUCAAAGACAUAAGCACCCUGGAGCCACUGAAAAAUCUGCCUCAGCUGAAGAGUCUGGACCUUUUCAAUUGCGAGGUGACCAACCUGGCUGACUACAGAGAGUCAAUUUUCAAGCUGCUCCCCAACCUCACAUACCUGGACGGCUUUGACAUUGAUGACUGUGAGGGGUCCGACUCAGAGGGUGAAGUGGAUGGACCAGACGACGAUGAUGAAGGCUGCGAAUCGGAAGACUUUGAGGACGAAGAGGAGGAUGAAGAGGACAUUGUGGCUGUAGAGGACUAUGAUGAAGACGAUGACAGUGGUGAUGAUGAGUCUCUGCAGGACGGACACGUGAAUGGAGAUGUUGACAGUGACGAAGAUGUUGACGAUGAAGAGGACGAUGAGGAUGAUGAAGCAGAUGAAGGCUCAUCUCCAGCCAAAGGAGAAAAGAGGAAGAGGGACCCUGAAGAUGAUGAAGAAGAUGAUUUAGACGAUGAUUAAUUCCCAUCUGACCUCUCUCUCGGCACCUCCCGGGCUGCAUUCCAUUUCUCCAAGUGGUACCCUCCCAUUGAUGACAUGUCAAUCUUUUUUUGUUUGUGUGUGUUUGUGCGUUUUUUUUCCUUUUCUGUUUUUUUUAAACUGGCACAGAAAGUUAAGUUGACUUUAAAAGUUUGACAGGACGUGAUUCAGAUUUGUAUCUGAUGUCGCUGCUGACAUCAUCCCAAAGUUUCUCAGGACUGAAAGCUUUUGUUCUGCCGGCACAAGAAGGUUGUUUAGAGUCUUCAUUAAAUGCCACGCAAGAAGAACUAAGUGUUUUGGACAUUGAUUGCUGGAACAGUCACUUCUACAUUUAGGUGAGGUAAAUCUGCGAUGCCACAGGAGGUAAUUGCACCCAAAUGUCCCCCCAACGAACCAACUGAUGAUGUCAUCAAUCCCCCCAAGUGCUCAGGGCAGAAUCUUACCCCUCUUUUAUUUUUCUUGCCAAUUACCUAAUCCCCUCACCCGCCCUAGAGAAAUGUUGUUUGUCCGGGGGAGAGCUUUUUAUCCCCCUCCUCAUCCUACCCACUUUGCCUUUACGUUUACACUGUUUUGUUUUUGUUUACUCUCUGUAAGUUAAAGGAAAAACUACGAAAAAAAACACAAAAAUGGAGUUGUAAAUAAAAUCUUAACGUUUUGCUUU